This is a messenger RNA of Corythoichthys intestinalis (scribbled pipefish), 1729 nucleotides long. It is a transcript of the gene nudt18, whose product is annotated as nudix (nucleoside diphosphate linked moiety X)-type motif 18. NCBI's taxonomy places the organism in Eukaryota, Metazoa, Chordata, Actinopteri, Syngnathiformes, Syngnathidae. The transcript is spliced from 7 exons. The record is from RefSeq and is a predicted model, not a curated record. Gene Ontology annotation, molecular function: magnesium ion binding; 8-oxo-dGDP phosphatase activity; 8-oxo-GDP phosphatase activity. The coding region runs from base 267 to 1274 and encodes 335 amino acids.
GUCCCAGUCCAGCCCUGCAAUACACCACAAUAUAAGGAAUUGCCAAACAAACAAAACCUAAGGCGAAGUGAUUAAACUCACCGCUCGACUCUCAGUCAUCAGUUUUACGUCAUUCAAUUAGUACGGAAAGGUGUGUUAACCUUCACGUUGUCAGGUCGGUCAGAUAGCUUAGCCUAGCAUAGCCCUUACAACAGAAACAAGAGGACGCGUCACGGGGUGCGGUAGCAGACUGAGAUCGUUCAAUGUGAGGCUAGUGAGCCGAUCUCAUGGAGGUGAAAUCACUGGAGCAGGCGGAAGCGCAGGUGGAGCGUCUGCUGGGCGGCCUGGGGUGCGAGGUGACGGAAUGCGACGUCGGCCUGGAGCAGAGCAAGCCGGCGUCCCUUAGGAACAACGUCACGUACAUCGUGUGUGGUGUCAUCUUCAAUGACAAGGAUGAAGUUCUGAUGGUCCAAGAGGCCAAGCAGGAUUGUUACAAGAAGUGGUACCUGCCGGCAGGGAGGGUGGAGGUGGGUGAGAGUCUGCAAGAGGCACUACUGAGGGAGGUGAAAGAGGAGGCAGGUUUUGAGUGCCAGCCAAUCACAUUGCUGCUAAUUCAGGAGCAGGGACCUCAGUGGAUCCGCUUCAUCUUCCUGGCCAAGAUCACAGGUGGGAGUAUCAAGACGACGUUGUCGGCGGAUCAGGACUCUCUCCAGGCAGCCUGGUGGGACCGGCGGUCUCCCCUCCCUCUGAGGGGGCGAGACAUCCUACGCCUCAUCGACUUUGGGAUCAAGUACCGUGGGGAAGCGUGGCACCCCGCCAUACUGCCGCUGAACGAGAGCUGCCGCCAUGUGGUCCAGAGGCUGGUGUUGAUCUUCCGCGAAGAUCAGAAUAUCUGGAUCCUGUUGGUCAAAGGCCCCAGUCCCCACAUACCCACGGCAGCAGCUCUGAAGACUCACGCCGUCACGUGGGCGGCAAACAUGGUGGUGCAGGACGCCAUGCCGUCCGCGUACUACGACCACAAUGUCAACACCCUGGGCGUGUUGAGUCUGCAGCAUGACGGACGGCAACAAGGAAAAACGGACGGCGUGUGCUUCAACACGCUGGUGGCCUUGCAGCCCGACCGUGCGGAGCGUGACGAGGACGGCCUACGGCUCCCGCCGCGACCUGCACAGGGGCCGCCGCCCGUUGAGAACCCACGCUACGUCUGGCACCGAGUUCUCACGCCGGGCCUCAGAGAAAAAUUGUUGGAAAAGACUCAAAACACAAGCAUCCUGCCCAUGCACAGCCUCUACUAAGGAUGCAGAACUUUUAAUGUGGAAGGAGACCUGUCAAGUAGCCAUCCUUCAUUAUGAAACUCUUAGGACGUAUUUAUACCUGCCCUGGUUGGUUCGGAUGCAACCCAAAAAGUUGGUGGUGCACACCUUUUGUGAAUAUGCAAGUAAUUAAAUGAACCAAUAUCAUGAGAAUUUGUAGGAAAGAAUACUGUCGUAAAAUAUUAUAUAACGACAAAAACAAUAUUAAAGGAAUAUGAGAUAUAUCAAUUGGUAUAAUAAAAAAAUGGUUCUAAACAACAGAGCUAUCCUCAAAUCUUUGUUGAAAACGAUAUGAAGAGGGAUAAUAAUGGAUGACAUCGUGAACGCCUUCAACGUGCAAAAGAAAUUCCAGAUGCAGAUGUUUUCUUUGGAGGCCUCAUUUUUUCUGGGCCUUGGCACAGGUCUCCAACCAUUUGUUCAGCAGGGCCUAGAACGAA